This is a messenger RNA of Gigantopelta aegis, 3000 nucleotides long. RefSeq names its product acylphosphatase-2-like. The coding region runs from base 74 to 367 and encodes 97 amino acids. NCBI's taxonomy places the organism in Eukaryota, Metazoa, Mollusca, Gastropoda, Neomphalida, Peltospiridae. The record is from RefSeq and is a predicted model, not a curated record. Gene Ontology annotation, molecular function: acylphosphatase activity. The transcript is spliced from 4 exons.
GAAACACGGUCAAAUACAGUAUCACAACAUCUGUAAUGCAUUUUUCUUAUUUUAAUGCAAGUAUAAUAUAACUAUGCCAAGUAAUAAACUGAAAUCUGUGGAUUUUGAAGUUCAUGGAGAUGUGCAAGGUGUUUUCUUCAGGAAGUAUACCAGGGAUACUGCUAGAGCUCAUUCCUGUGUUGGUUCGGUCAGUAACACAUACCGCGGUACUGUGAUUGGCGUGGUACAAGGGUUGCCGGAAAAUGUGGAAUUUAUGAAGAGGUGGCUACAGACGACAGGGAGUCCUAUGAGUGAUAUAGAGAAAUGUGUGUUCACCAAUGAAAGAGAAAUCACUGCACUACAAUAUCAGUCGUUUAAAAUCCGUUGACGACAGCUUUACAGAACUGCUGCUACCGAAGAGGACUCACCCGAGCUGUGUGAAUCAAAUGGUGUGAUGUUGGCUUUAGUUUGAGCAUAUAAUGACUUCCUAUUUAAGGCGCAAAUUCCAUUUCACCGUAAUACGUAUACAUAUAUGUAUACGCAAUUCAAUAUACAUGGAGUUAUCGGAUACGCACACGCGUACUGAGGGCACAUACAUGGAAUCCACGUGCAUGGGAAGUGAUUAAUGCGGAUUAGUCAUUACGUAUUACGUAUAUGCAUGCGGAAUACGUACACAUGGAAUUUGCGUCUGAUACGUGUGUCAAACAACACCAUGCACCUUCCUAAACCGUUAUGUUUCUGUUUUAAUUAAAGGACUGUUGAACAAUUACGUAGGGCAAAAUCGGAUAUUUAUAUCCCGUACCUAAUAUAACGUGCUGUAUCGCUAAAACCAUCCCUCCCCUCUAAAAUUAUGUAGCGCUGUUUUCAUCUCCCCACACCCUUCCAUUGUCACUAUGAUGCAGUUGUAUUUUUUUCUGUAAAAUUAAUUAUUUAAUUAAAAACAACAACAAAACAAAACGAACAAAAACAUCUGUAACAUCUGUAAUAGGACACUUGAUCAUGAUUGGCUGAAGUUAAUUUAUUAAUUUAAACUACAUGCGGUUUUUAAACGUUGAAAGACAUACUCAUUAUUUCCUUAUAGCACAUCCUGUGAUCCACCCCACCUUCCCAAAUUUCGCCAGCCAAGUGCCUUUUUCUGUACCGAUGCUCCAAACGAAUAGUACAGGAUUCUCGACUUGUGAAGUUGCCAUAGAGCGUUACGUUUUUGUUGAAGGGUUUCCAAGUGUAACAACCUGAUUUAUAGUGUUUUGGAAGUAAUUAACCAGGAAUGUGCACUAAUGUAGCCAGGAUUUUAUACCGAGAGUGUGUUUUGGAGGCGACGGGAAGAGCGGUGUGUGUGUGUGUGUGUGUGUGUGUGUGUGUGUGUGUGUGUGUGUGUGCGGGAGGGGGAUCUAUCCAAACAAACUCCCAAACUAGUAAGGAUUGUAAGGCAGGCCAGUAUAUAGGUAGAAGGGGAAAACAUUUAAAUAGAGGUGGGGUGGGAGUGUCAUAUCCCCCGCAAACUACCCCAGUGGAAUCUGAGUAAAUCACUAAAGGAUUUGAAUCACUAAAUGAUGUGAAUCACUAAAUAUGAUGAUGAUCACGACGGUCAUUUGUGUUUUUGCUGAUAUCCAAGCUUCUAACAUGUUGUUCAGAGCAUAUAUCUCAGCUAAUUUAACAAGCCCUGUGAUAAAAGCUAAGUUUGUUAUUACAAAAUGUCCGUUAUUAAUGCAGAAGUUUUGUUAGCAUUUGUUAGUUGAUGUGAAGUCCUCGUUAGUAUGUGAAUUGCUUAUCAAAUCACCACUACAGUUCAAAACGCUAGUAAUGGUAACGUACUACAUAGCUUGAGUGUCCUUUAGCCGCAUUUCUUAUAACAUGGCUUGAGUAUCGUUAAGUGCUUUAUCUAAACUACACAUACUUUCUUACAUCUAUUGCUACAGACCUUUUGUUUGAAAUUGAUUAUUUUGGAGUUCACUCAUAUCAUUAAACGUUUAUGUUUCCGACAGCCCUAUCCGAAACACAGUCACCAGGUUUUAGAUAGGGUGUUCUUCUUGUAUUGUUUAUCAUAUUCACUAACAUGUAAGUUUAAUGUUAUGAGUAAAUCAAAAAAAUAUCUGUGGUAUCUGAUAAUUUUAUACCAAAGGUCGUGGUAUGUGCUCUCCUGUCUGUGGGAUGGUGCAUAUAAAAGAUCCCCUGCAACUAUUGGAAAACAGUAGCGGGUUUCCGCUCUAAGACUAUUUGUCAAAAUUACCAAAUGUUUGAUAUCCAACAGCUGAUGAUUAAUGAAUCAAUGUGCUCUAGAGGUGUCGUUAAACAAAACUAGAUAAUGUGUGUAGCCUACUUACUCUUAGAUACAGUACUUGGAAAGCAUUUGGUUGUCGAAAAUUAAAAGUUUAUUUUUUUCACUCAUAGAGCAUUCUAGCCGUAUUUUCACAUAAAAACAAUAGAGGAUACUUGUGCUAGGUACUGUAAUGGUAAUUAUGUUUCACAUUGUGUAAUGUUAGUCUCAUACUACCAACUGUCACGACGGCGUUGGCAUCGUUGUUAAUCUAAGCGCAUCUGUCGUAAGUUGGGAGUGAUUGAAAUUACAACGCAACUGUCAAGUUGGCCAACUUCGUCGUGAAAGUUGAUAGUCUGAGCCUAGCAUUAGUUUGGGGCCAUUUAAUAAUUAUGGUCUCCUUUUUUACCUGUCCGGAACACUCAAUUUAUUGCAAAUAAUUUUUAAAUGUGUGAUUAUUGUAGAGACAAAAGGCUGUAUAUGUACAGCAUUGGGACUUAGUUUGAAUUAUUAUGUUAAUUUUUUAAUUAUUUGCAAUAAACACAGUGUUACGGACGGCCAGAUUAUGAAGCAUUAUUUGAAAUGGCCCUUUAACAGUCUGAAGAAAGUUUUAAUACUCAACUUCACUUGUUAGUAGGAUCCGACUUCAUUACCGCCACACCAUGUCCAACAUUCCUUUUUUGUGUUGAAGUUUGUUUGAUUCAAACAUAUGUUAACGGUUUUGAAAAACAAAUGGAUUGUUGUCAAUAAAAAUCCAAUUCCAA